UGUAAUCUCAGCAGGUAGAAGAAGAGAGUGCUGUGAAAAACCCAAGCCUUUUUAACCUACAGGCACUCAGUGGUAAUCAGGCACUCCAGCUGCCACUGUCUUAUGCAACGGGGGGGGGUCACCACCUGAGAGAGUAGCGAGAGGGGAGGAACACACAUAUGACCCUUGGAUCAUAACAAAUAUGAAUUUAUUUGACCCACCUUUUGCGAUGUGGGUGCAGGUAAUGAGGGGAGUUUCCACCAUUAUUUGAGCACAUUUUAUGGCAUGAAUGGAUUUUUCAUUUCGUUGCUUUAUGAAGUUAAUUUAGAACACUUUUAAGUUCGUUAAACACAAUAAUGUAAUUUUUGAGGUUUCCAGAAUUUCUUAAAAGUGAGUUGGAACGACUACUUAUACUAUUUGUGUAACUUUACAGUUUCCUCGUGGUUUGUAAAAUAUAAUGCUCUGAAGCCAGUAGACUUGUUCAUGUCUGCGAUUGGUAAUGUGCUGCUACUCACUGGAUUGGGAAACACGGGGUUGACUUACUGAGUUGAUAACCAGCUUUGUGUGACCGCUUAUCCUGAUCCCAAUUGUUAGGGCUAGUGAAGAAGUUAGUAACACCUCUGACACACCCACCUAAUGAGACAAAAAGAUACCUCAAAGCCUGCUGUACACUGUUUCGAGGAAACAUGUUGUUCAACUCAGACACCGUACCAAACUGGUGCAAAACGUUGUUAUGUUAAACGUGCCCCAUAUUUAAAUUUGACAGCAACAAUAUGAUUGGCUGAUAAAAUGUGGUUGCAAAUCCUGUUUGGUUAACUGAAAGUGGACACCCAUCUCAGCUGAUUAAGAUAAACAGGAAGAAAGAGGGAGAGAGAUGUGAAUGAACAUACCCUGAGCUUACUUUGAUGUGAAACGAAGUUACACUGCAGAGCUGCAAUCAUUCGCACUAUGAUGAACUUCAUCUUGACAACAGCUUUAAUUAUCUGCAGCAUCAGCUGGAUCUCUGUCUCAGUUUCUGAGUCUCAGACUGUGAAGGUCCAGCCUGGUCAAGAAGUCACACUGUCGAGUACCAACAUUUCCAAACAUUCAGGCAUGACAACCUGGUUCAGAGUGGUCAACAGAACCAAGGCCAGCUGUAUCUCCGUUAUGGCCAAGGCUGACAGCAAUCCUAAAUACUUUGAUGGAGUAGAAAAUGGAAAAUUUGAAAUGAGCUCCAACACCUCCACUGUCUUUCUCAAAAUUAAGACAGUGAAUCUUUCUGACUCUGGGCUGUAUUUGUGUGGAUUUUACAUAGAGGGACAGACAAUUUUAAGUGUGAUACAUUUAAAUGUUGAAGGCAGUGAUGAAUCUCAUGAUGACGUUGACAGAAAGUCUACAAAGAGUGAUAGAAUAGCAAACCUGAUGAGUGUGAUCCUGGGCGGCCUGACUGUUUUCCUCAUAAUGGUCAUCAUCUGUCUGGUUGUUAAAAACAGGAAACUUCAAAAAGCUGCCAACGAAAAACAGAAUCUACAACAGCGUGAGAAUCUGGACUCUGAUGACCUGAAAGCACUGAGUUUGUAUUCAACAACAAUAAGAAACAGGAGGCCUGCAUCAGAGAGAGAAGUGGAAACUCAUGUUGUUUAUGCUGCCAGCAGAUAGAAUAAUGCUAUUAAUCAUAUUCAUCAAUUGAUGUUCUUAUGUGGGUUUGGGGGGGGUUACCAUUUUCUUAUUUAAAUCUUGAUCUUUUAGUCUCAUGAAUCUCUCACUCUCUGUCUUUCUAACUCUAGAGAGACUGUCCACAAAGACAAUAGAUAGAUGGAGGUCUGCAGAUGGAGGAGUGAGAGAGGCACGCAUCAUUUGUUUAACAGGAAGAGACAGCAGAGUGGUCUGAGCACAGCUGAGCUGAAAAUCAUGAGGUCACUUAAAUUAAAUCUGAAUCUGAAUCUGAAUAAAGUCGGACAUGAAGCAGUGAAUACUGGCUGACUUUCCUCUGCCAAGCAGACAAAGUGAUCAGGUUCUAUAUUUUUAUAGAUAUUUUGGAAACUGA
This is a messenger RNA of Micropterus salmoides (largemouth bass), 2005 nucleotides long. RefSeq lists its product as uncharacterized. The record is from RefSeq and is a predicted model, not a curated record. NCBI's taxonomy places the organism in Eukaryota, Metazoa, Chordata, Actinopteri, Centrarchiformes, Centrarchidae. Gene Ontology annotation, biological process: response to bacterium. Bases 928 to 1617 code for a protein of 229 amino acids. The transcript has 6 exons.